Messenger RNA from Xiphophorus maculatus (southern platyfish), 3864 nucleotides. RefSeq names its product Rho GTPase activating protein 17 (gene arhgap17a). Gene Ontology annotation, biological process: regulation of actin cytoskeleton organization; signal transduction; regulation of Rac protein signal transduction. Bases 365 to 2851 code for a protein of 828 amino acids. The record is from RefSeq and is a predicted model, not a curated record. Gene Ontology annotation, molecular function: GTPase activator activity; protein binding. Lineage: Eukaryota; Metazoa; Chordata; Actinopteri; Cyprinodontiformes; Poeciliidae. The transcript is spliced from 22 exons. Gene Ontology annotation, cellular component: cytosol; intracellular anatomical structure; cytoplasm.
GCGCAGAGGGUCAUAUUUAGGGUCAUAUUUAGGGGCAUGAGCUGCGCUGUUUGGUCCGGGGAGGAGCUGCGGCCUCGGGCUGCGGCGCUACUUCCUGCGCCGGUCCGGGGAAGAGGAAGAGGCCGAGGAAGAGGAGAGCCGGAGGAAGAAGCCCCCCUCCAGGAUUAUUGCGCUCAGCGUCGCUAGCUCGUCGGCUAACGGUCCGGACAGCAGCCAUGAAGAGCCGCUGGAGCCAGUGAAAGUUCGCCGCCUCUCACUUCUGGACUCUAAUCGACGGCUGCGCGGUUCGGGAAGUUCGGGUAACUGGGCCAGAACCCGCUGGAGAAGCCCGACCUGAAGAGACUCGGCUGGCGGAGGAGCGAAGAUGAAGAAGCAGUUCAAUCGGAUGAAGCAGCUCGCUAAUCAGACUGUUGGCAGAGCAGAGAAGACAGAAGUCCUCAGCGAUGACCUCCUGCAGAUUGAGCGGCGCAUGGAGUUGGUCCGCGUUGUUUCCCACAACACGCACAAGAAGAUGGUGUCAUGUCUGCAGGGUCACAUCGGAGCAGAAGCAGAGAAGAGACAUUCUGUCCCGCGCCUCUAUACAGGAAACGGUCAGAAAAAGCUUCCUCUCACCGCUCUGUCCCAGGCCAUGGUGGAGGGAGGAACCCAGCUGGGGGAAGACUCGUUGAUGGGGAAGAUGAUGGAGGUGUGUGGCGAGGUGGAGAACCGUCUGGCCACAGAGCUGAUGCAGCACGAGCUGCAGAUGGAGAAGGAGGUUCUGGACCCGCUCAGCCAGCUGGCAGAGGUAGAAAUCCCAAACAUCCUGAAGCAGAGGAAGCAGCUGGCCAAGUUGGUGCUGGACUACGAUUCUGCCAGAGCCCGGUGGUUGCAGGCGACCAAGUCGAUAAUCUCAGGAACAAACACUCAGGCGCUGACGGCCAAGGCGGACCUGCUGAAGGAGGAAGUGGACGAGGCCAUGAACAAGGUGGAGCUCUGCAAGGACCAGCUGGCUGCAGACAUGUACACCUUCUUCUCUAAAGAAGGCGACUACGCCCACUACUUCAUCACCCUCCUGGAGGCUCAGGCUGAUUACCACAGGAAGUCUUUGUCUGUCCUGGAGAGCGUUCUGCCGGCCAUCCGGGCCCAGCAAGACUCCUGGAUAGAGAAACCGGCGUUUGGAACGGCUCUGGACGAUCACCUGAAGAGGAGCGGCAGAGAGAUCGCCGUGCCGAUGGAGGCCUGCGUCAUGAUGCUGCUGGAGACGGGCAUGAAGGAGGAGGGUCUGUUCAGGAUCGCAGCUGGAGCCUCCAAGCUGAAGAAGCUGAAGGCGGCGCUGGACUGCUCCACCUCCCAGCUGGAGGAGUUCUACUCGGACCCCCACGCUGUCGCCGGCGCUCUGAAGUCGUACCUGCGGGAGCUCCCUGACCCUCUGAUGACCUCCCAGCUUUACGACGAGUGGAUCCAGGCCUCCAGUGUUUCAGACCCAGAUAAACGGCUGCAGGCGCUCUGGCUCGUCUGUGAUAAACUACCAAAGAACAACAGGAACAACCUGAGGUACCUGGUGAAGUUUUUAGCCAGACUGGCUCAGGACAGCGAGACGAACAAAAUGACACCGAGCAACAUGGCCAUCGUCCUGGGACCCAACCUGCUGUGGGCCAAGACUGAGGGGAGUCUGGCGGAGAUGGCGGCAGCGACCUCAGUGCAUGUGGUGGCCAUCAUAGAGCCCAUCAUCCAGCACGCCGACUGGUUCUUCCCUGAGGACGUGAAGUUUAAUGUUUCCGGCAUGUUUGUGAUGCCGCCGCCGGCAGCGUCCAAUCACAGCAGCCCGCCGGACGCCGACUGCAGCGUGGAGAGGAAGAGGAGCAGCAUGCUGGGAGCAGACGCUGACGCCACGCGGAGAGACAACUCUAACAAGCAGUCGGACCCCGCCCUCCGUAGAGGCAGUAGCACCUUAGCUAGAAAGCAGCACACCUCACCUGCCUUCCAGCCUCCCCUGACCCCUGUGGAGGCCCCCAUCCUGGGCCCUGGGGUCCCUCACGGCCCCCAGGGCCCUCAGGUUGACUCUCAGCCCCCGCCUCCAGUGGGGGGGUCGGGGCUGGACGGCCCCCAGCUCAGCCUGGUCCAGGAUCUGGCAGCAGCGCAGCAGCUGCUGACCCAGAACACAGAGGAGCUCAGCAGCCUGAAGCUGCGGGACUGCGCUGCGGCGGCGCCCACGCCGGUUCCUCAGAGGAACGGUUCUGGAGGCGGCGGGUCGUCUGGGACCGGAUCCAUGGGGCCCAGUCCUCACACGAUGCGGCGAGGUACCAAGAAGCAGGCUCCGCCCCCUCCCAAGCCGUCCAAUCCCCUGCCCAGCCAGCCGGUGGCCCCGCCCUCCUCCUGCGGCCCCGCCUCCCCCCCGCCCUGCGCCGCGCCCCGCCGCCACUCCAACAACCAGCCCCCCCUCCACGCCCCCAACCACCCUCCGCCGGCGCCGCCCGCUCCGGGCCCCCCGCCCUGGACCGACCCGCCCUGCCCAGAACCAGAACCCUCUCCUCCGGGUACCCCGAGCCCCCCGGACUCCCCCCCUCCCCCCUCCACCGCCGGCCAGGACGCCGUCCCGCCCCCGACCCAGUCCGGGUUUGGGUCGCUCCCCCGGCCGCGUCCAGUCCCGAAGCCUCGGAACCGGCCCAGCAUGCCGCCGCCGCCGCAGCCCCCCGCCCUGAGCGGCGACACCAACGGCGUCUGCAAGAUGGCGGAGCCGCUGAUGUCUUUGAAGAGACCCGGUCAGGCUUCCGUACCCGAGCUCACUGUGGACCAGCAGCUAACGGCCGCCAACUCUUCCUCCUCCUCCUCUUCCUCCUGCGACCUGGACACUGAGAGCACCGCUCUAUGAGGACCAGUGCAUGACCUCACGAUGACCUCACGGCCCAGCCCUCCACACCGUCGCGUCCUGCUCAUAUGAACUGAACUGAUUCACGUGGUUCGACGCGUCACACUGCCCCCUACUGGCUGCUGUUAUGUACUACACACACAAGUGUCUUUAAGCCAAAGUUCCUGUUGGAAGCGACAUAGCAGCUUCUCUGUGUAACAUCGUUCUCUCACACACACACACACACGCACACACACACACACACACCACCAGGUGUGUUUCUACACGGCUCUUUGUUCUGAAUUAGCUGGAGACAAUCGGAGUCGGUGAAAAUGACGGGACGAGUUUUCUUCCUGUUUUCUAGUUGAAUCUGAUUCAGAUCAGGUGAAGAAGUGACUGCUGGUUCUCAGUCAUCAGUUUCUCCUCCAUGUUUGUAUUUAUUAGGUGGUUUAAGAACACACACACACACACACACACACACUGCAGUUCAGCGCCAGCCAUGCCUUACGGUUCUGUUUCUGCCUUCAGGGACAUGAGCUGCCAUCCCUCACUAGAACCCGGUUCUGGUCAGAGUUUCUGCCUUUCCUCAGCGCCGUCUGGGUCAGAGUGAAUGUAGAGUGGGCCGGUUCCGAGCGACCGGUUUUGCACAGAUGGACUGAUGAUGAUGAUGACAAUGCCUUCGUCCCCCUCUGAGCUGACAGGAAGCCUCAGCCAUGACGCCGGGGGAGGUUCUGCCGGGUCGGGUCUCGCUCGGUGUGUUUGGGUCAGACGGAACAUGAAGGCGUUGGCCGCUCGGCUCUCCCUCCUGAACCUCGCUGCCUUAUUUCCCAGAAUCCUUCAGGCUCAUUUAUUGUAACGUUUAUCAUGUUUUCUGAGCUGAAAUAUGAAAAAUCCUGUAAUAUUGAAGCUUCCCAAAGAAAAUAAAGUAUAUGAAGAUUAAACAUGUUUGAUGGCAUCUGCAUGUUUCUGAUCAGAAUAAUCAGGAAAUGUUUUAUUACGAUAAAAAAUGUGGAAAAAUAAAAACCCUUAUUAAAUCA